UUAAAUGCUCGAAACAGACCUUCGAUAAAUUAUCUGUAUUUAUGAAACCCAAUUAAAUGGUUGGUUUAAUACAAAUGUAUUCAUCAUGACAAUAAGCUGAUUGUUUUUGUUAAAAUAUUUUUGCAUUAACAUGCGCGCACUUUCUCCACUGCCACACCACAGACAUCUUCCAGAGACUAGUUUACGCCCUCAGUCAGCCAGAUCCCAGUCCCCUGCGUUUGACAACCCCAAUAUCAACACCUCCCAACCCUCCUCCUCCUUCUCCUCCUCCUCCUCUUCUUCCUCCUUUUACACACCGGCUCGCAGCCACCCACCCAGUCAGUCACUUCAAGUGCGAGCGGCCAGCUGAAGCCCAGGACGCAAACAAACAGACCCCGGAGCAGCCAGUGCGAUCCUGCCGCGCGUUUUGGCUCAUUUCAAAGACACCAGAACACAAGAGGAGAAUGGGACGCCGAUGCUUGGAUCAGGACUAAGUCUGGUCGGCACGUUGAGAGCUCUUCCGACCCGUUUCCAAGUCCUUUUCUACCGGCUCAGGGUCACGUUUCCACCGCUGACACAAUGGGCUGCUGCAGCGGACGAUGCACUCUUAUCUUCAUCUGCACUUUACAGUUGGUGCUGGCUUUAGAAAGACAGGUAUUUGAUUUUCUGGGUUACCAGUGGGCCCCAAUCCUCGCCAACUUCUUCCACAUCAUCAUCGUCAUCCUCGGCCUCUUUGGCACCAUCCAGUACCGGCCGCGCUACAUUGUGGUGUAUACAGUAUGGGCUGCUCUGUGGGUGGCCUGGAAUGUCUUCAUCAUCUGUUUCUACCUGGAUGUAGGAGGUCUGUCCAAGGACAAUGACCUGCUAACUUUUAACAUCUCAGCCCAUCACUCUUGGUGGAGCGAACACGGACCGGGCUGCGUGAGGAGAGAGAUGCCACAGGCCCCAGGGGUCCGCACCACCGAGAGCCACUCCUACAUCACUGUCAUGGGCUGCCUCAUGGAUUACCAGUACAUCGAGGUUGUGCAUAGCGGCACACAGAUUCUUGUUGCUCUCCUGGGCUUCGUGUACGCCUGCUAUGUUGUCAGCGCUAUCACUGAGGAGGAGGACAGCUUUGAUUUUAUUGGUGGAUUUGACCCAUUCCCACUCUACCAUGUCAAUAAGAAACCUUCUCAUCUCCUCUUAAAGCCCAUGUACCUGUCUACGUAAAUAGGCGAGUGUCCAACAGGGAGGUGACACAGCAAGUUCCCACGGAUACAAAAUGGCUGUUUUGACACAAACAUCCUAGUGCAUGGGGGCACGCCACGCAUUCCUCCUCUUCUUGAUUUCAGUAGUUUAACCAUGUCGUUUACUGGUGCGCUGCCCAGAAAAGCCAACACUUCUCAGUUAGGGUCCAUUGUUUUCCGGGGAGGGAUGACGGGUUCAGGGAAAAGGGGAGAUUACAGUGCAACAAAGCCUCACAUUGUGUGUUUGGGGUUGUAUCAAUCAUUAUUUUUUGUAUUGAGUUUUCUGCUGAAGUCCUAUUGGUGUGACCUGCUUAUACUGGUUUAAUACUGCCCAAGAACAUGACUGUAUACAUGUACAGCAUAUAAAUACAUUGUGUAUGUAAUCAGGGACUGCCCAGCAUUUCCAGUCUGUGGUACUGUGUCUUAGAGGACUCAGUGAUUUAGCAUGUUAUUGCUGGUUUGGCUCAGAUCUUGGCCAGAGGGCUGAAUUACAGUGGAGUCUGUGGAAUGAGCUAUUGUGCGCUGCCUGUUUACUUUAGGCCAGGAUCUCUGUGCAUAAAUACAAAAGUAAACCAGGAAGAGGCAGGGGAGUGGAGAGGUGGAAAGCGGGGAGGGAACAAAAGCUCCAAACCUACAGGGGCAUCCGUCAAAAAUAGAAAAUGUAAAUAAUGAAACCGGGGGGGGGGGGUUGAAUUCAGAGUCUGAAAUGUGAACUAUCAAGAAUGCAAAAGAGCGUUAGCAUGUAAGAGGUGUUCAGACACAAGGAACGUCUUACUUUUGUUUCUCCAGUCUUAUAAUUGUGACUGUUUUCACCAACAACCAAGUCAGUAUUCUUAUUUUCUUUUUCUUUUUUUUGUGUGUGUGACCAGUGUUUUAUCUAUUUCCUACAUGAUUUACAGGUGUACAUCAACAAGUGACCACUGUCAGUAGCAUAACAUGUAGGCAUAUCAGGGCAUUAGCAGACAGGUUAUUAAAACAGAUGAGAAAACAAAUAAAAUAUUCCCUUUAAUAAAUUCAAAAACUCUCUCUCCAUAUAUAUAUAUACACACACACAUAUAUACAUAUGCAUAUACUCAUAUAUAUAUAUAUAUAUAUACAAACACAAACAAGCACAUACGAUAGGAAAUCGUAACAAUUUAAUUGCAGUACAGCCAAGCUGUUAUGACAAAAACAGUAACAGAUACAGAAAGCCUACACCUGAACCUUCCCCAGGGGUCUGUCUCUAAUGUCCACUGUACACGCAGAAUAUUUCCUAAAUAGUGUGUUGCAGAGUAAAUAAAAAAACAAAACAAAAUAAGAAUAAAAAUCGACAUCAUGUUUCUAGCUAAAUGGAAUGCCUCUUCAAAUAUAACCUGGCCCGUCCCGACGGAGAGCUCUGCGGAUAAGAUCUCUGUUUAAGUGUGAUUCCAGUCGAGCACCAAGUCAGUAUUUCUGAAGUGUCAGAUGCUUUGUUAGAAGAUGUGCUGACGGUUUUGUUGUCAUUUUCAGUUCUUCUCUUCUAACCGUUGACAGAGGUGAUCAUUAUCCACGCUCUCAAGCAAAGGCUACACAGCAUAUUUUCAACUGUAAGAAAAACAAUAGAAAUUGUUUUAUUGUUCAUAUUGCACACAAACAGUGCUGAGUUGUAUGAAUAUGGUCUUCAGUGUAGAGGCAGCUUGGCUGAACCAGAGCGUCGCCCGCCCUGCUCAGCGGCUUAGAUUCUCACUGGUGGUAGUAUCAGUUAUGAUUGUUUUAUAGCAUGUUUUUUUUUUUCAGGGUUUGUAUUGUAAUUAUGUGUAUGAAGAUGACAAAGGAGCAAAACUGUUCUUCAUCUUGCCAUAAUUGAGCUGGUUGAACGUUAACCGAAAGCUCCCUCUGAGUAGUUUCUCACUCAGAUUUAUUAUGUUUUUAUCCAGCAACAUAAUGCAUCUUUAUUUUAGGCUAAAGUGCACACACGUGGGCCAUAUACUGAUUGGUAGCACUAUUUCUUUGUUAAUAUUAAUAAAUCUGUCAGAACAAAGUCGUUUUUUUUUUUUUUUUGAGUCAGAUCCCCUGUCGCCUUACUGUGUGUGUGUGAGUGAAUCACUACUGCUCUCUGGUGUUCAGAGUGUUCAUGUACAAGUUGCAAAGCUCCAGAGUUUCUGCUGCAGGUAUCCUCCACCAUAAAGCUCUGUGUUUUGUCUUAAUACUGUUUAGUUUUUCUGUAAGCAGCAAGUCGACAGUAACAGCAAGUCUUCGGCUGGUGUGUUUGUGCUGGAUAUUCGUCAUGUAGGGGGAGUCUGCGCUUUUCGCUUGUUCUUUCACUGUUUCACUCAUUUUUGUCUUUGUCGUUUAGAAUAAGCUCUUUUGUUACUGUGUUUCUUGGUGCUAAGUUUGAAAUUGUCUGCUUGGCUUAUUUUAUAAUCAAAGGAGCUGCGAUCAAAAGAAGUAGCUUUUUGUUCUCAGUCCUGUUUUGUCAGCACCUAAAAAUAUCCUACAGCGUCUAAGAUUCCUCUGCGAUAUUAGAUGUUCUCCACUGCCAGAUAGACAGAAAACAGAGAGAGAAUCAUCUGACCAUUUCUGCUGGCCAGUUUUAGAAUGAUGAGAGUGAACCUUGUUGAUUCGAUUGGUCACCUUUCUAUUGGCAAGAUGCAAUAAUUUAUGUCAUUAUCGUCUUUAGGAUUUAAAGUCCCCACAAUCCUGUCAGACUAACUGUUGUGUGGGUUAGUUGAAACAUAAAGCACCUCGCAUUGUAUCAGUAUUAGUAGUAAAUGCUACUAAAAUUACUGUGUAAAAACUAGUCUUCCUCUCAGUGCAAUACAGCCUCUUCCUCAACCCCGAUGACUGGAAUUAGUUGAAUCCUGUUAUGGUUGUGUAUGUAUGUGCUAGUCUCCACUGAAAAAGUUUCCAUUUGUUUGUAGAUAAUUCUUUUUCUUUGUAUAGAAAGUUAGAAAGUGGAAAACAUCUUUUCUUUUUUUUCUUUUUUUGUAUAUCUCUCUGCUAUUUUGUGACCUGUGUUGCCCCAACCCCAUGUGAACUGAUUGUGUAAUCCUAUUUAUCCAGAACUGUGCUUUUGUGUUCAUGUAAAUAGGUGUUUGUUAAUAAAAGAAUCUGUUCUUUUAAA
Messenger RNA from Scatophagus argus, 4287 nucleotides. It is a transcript of the gene nkain4, whose product is annotated as sodium/potassium transporting ATPase interacting 4. The record is from RefSeq and is a predicted model, not a curated record. NCBI's taxonomy places the organism in Eukaryota, Metazoa, Chordata, Actinopteri, Scatophagidae. Gene Ontology annotation, biological process: regulation of sodium ion transport. The transcript has 7 exons. Bases 559 to 1188 code for a protein of 209 amino acids.